AUGGGCAAUAGACCAUGCUGCGACGACAGCGUCAAAGCUCCGGCCCCGGAGGUGGUGGCAGCGAGCACACCCAUCGAGGUUUGCGAUGGCUCCAUAUCACCUCAAGACUCUUCCGAGUAUCCGCAGAUGGGCCGGCUUGGUACAUCCUCGUCCUUUAAUGUUCAACGACAACCAGCUCCUGGCAGAAUGAGCAGGCUCAUGAAGCUGAAGCACCUGGAGAUUGACGAGGACAUCAUGCGCGGGGCUGACCUCCGCAGGACAUUGUGGCAUUGCGGGAGGGCGUGGCGGCGCCCGCCAUCGGAACUGAGUGAGAACGAGCGGGCACAACUCUGGAAGUAUUCUACGCCUGUCGAUGGGUUCGACACCUUUUUCUCUCACACAUGGUUGACGCCGGGGAAGUGGAAGGUCUUCUCCCUCAUGAUUCAGAAAGGAUGGCAACUAAUGCUGGCCUUUUGGGCAGUGGCAGUAGUGGUGAUCAUGGUACUCUGCAUGACUGAUGUUCUGCCGAUGCCCUGGACAUACCAAGCAAGGUUCCACGAGUUUGAGGAAGUGUGCCCCUUUGGGCCCUGGGUUCAAUUUGUCGGUAUUAUUGCUUUGGUUUUGGGCCUGGUUAUCUCCCCGUAUGUGCCUACCUACCAGGAAACGAUGUUUUUUGACAUGUUUAGCAUCCACCAAACGGAUGCGAGACUCAUGGAGCGGGGAGUUUACGGCUUGGGUGGAUGUCUGAGGAGGUCUCGGCAACUGCAAGUGCUCUGGAGCUCGCCCUAUUUGUCACGGCUCUGGUGUGUUUUCGAGCUAGCAGCAUACCGCCAAGCCAAUCCCGAUGGAAAGAUUUGUUGGACGCCCCUUUUUCGAGAGCGAGCUCUCCUUGCGAUAUUUGUUCUAUGCUGCUGGAUGACAGCACUUUUCUGGGCGCUUGCUGCCUUACAAGCCGGCCAGAAGUCGAUCAUGAUUGGCUAUGCCGCGUCACUCCUCCCUGUAAUUCUUGGCACGCAUGUAUUGUGUCAAACCAUUCGGGAGGGCCAGAAGCUGUUAGACGACUUGCAGUACUUCGACUUAGCGUCCGCAGGCUGUGCUUUGGAGUUUGAUCGAAGGUUCAUCUACACGGCCAUCCAGGAUUGGUACGAAAGCGAGGAGGCCUUCACCCAAUACGUCCGUGGACCGCUGCGUGAGGAACUAUUGACUUCCGUAUCGUUGCGGGACAUCCCUCUCGGCCACUACAUGAUCCUCUUGCCUGUGGGCAUGAGCCUCACCCUGGAGUUAUUGGUGGCCUUAAUGAAGGGCGGGGCGCCCAUGCCUGUCUUGGCACGCAGUGUGAUCGGCUUACUGCUCGGAUUUGAUGUGGCUUGGUCUGUGUUCUGCCUCGACGUCUUCCACUACAUGUGCUUUCGAUUCGCAACGCCGAAGUUUGCAUGCGUGAAGUACCGGAGACUUGCGGACUUUGGUCAGUCAAUACUGAUCGUGUUGCUAUCGAUUUUCUGCUGGACGUUCGGAGGUGGAAUAUCGCAAAUGGCCGUUCAUUCCGGCAUUUGGCCAACUCUUUGUUGGACAGCUUUUGCCACUUGCUGCGCCCUCGCAUCCCUGAAGGGGGUGCCUGCGGUGGCGGCAUUUUCCGGGAAGUGUGUGGGAUGGAUUCCCUGCAUCUUGGCAAAGCCGACAGAUGCAGAGGAGGUUGUGAGCAUUUAG
This is a messenger RNA of Symbiodinium sp. CCMP2456, 1686 nucleotides long. Lineage: Eukaryota; Dinophyceae; Suessiales; Symbiodiniaceae. The record is from the annotation of a GenBank genome assembly.